AUGGGAAAUAGGUCUUUGACAGAGGCAGACCACGCACUGCUGUCCAAGCCUCUGGUACCGACAUCUGCGGAACAUACACAAACGCAAGAUUAUUCGCGUCCCUUUGUAGAUGGCAGUAAUUCUCAGAAUGAGUCAGAACUACAGGCUUCACCACAGGGUCAGUUUGGGGAUAAAGCAUUGACUAGUACCAAUCGCUUCAUCCCUCUGGCUAAUGAUGACCCGGGUAGGCAGCACGAGAUGGGUCUUGCUCCGUCUAUGAGGCGUAGAAGAGAAGAAUGGGCAGAACGUGGUGCGGCAAAAAUCAUCAAAGACGUUAUCGAUCCAACUACGGGGGAGCUGACCAAGCAUGUCGUUAAGAUGGGGAUAAAGGACUUCAAGUUUGGAGAGCAACUCGGGGAUGGAUCAUAUUCUAGUGUUGUUCUGGCUACCGCUCGCGAUUCGGGCAAGAAGUACGCAGUUAAAGUGUUGAGUAAAGAGUAUCUAAUCCGUCAAAAAAAAGUCAAAUACGUCACAGUGGAGAAACUGGCUUUGCAGAAGCUGAACGGGACUAAGGGAAUAAUUAGGCUUUACUUUACUUUCCAGGACGAGGCAAGUUUGUAUUUCCUUCUAGAAUAUGCCCCCCACGGUGAUUUCUUGGGCUUGAUUAAGAAGUAUGGGUCGCUAAACGAGACAUGUGCGCGCUAUUAUGCGUCGCAGAUCAUCGAUGCCGUUGACUCCUUGCACAAUAUCGGCAUUAUUCACAGGGAUAUCAAGCCCGAAAACAUUUUGCUCGACAAAGAUAUGAAAGUAAAGUUGACAGAUUUUGGUACAGCCAAAAUUUUACCGGAGAAACCGUCGAGCACCGCGGAUGGCGAACCUUGUUUCGAUUUGUAUGCCAAAUCAAAAUCGUUUGUUGGUACCGCAGAGUAUGUUUCUCCCGAGCUAUUGAAUGAUAGUUAUACGGAUUCCCGUUGCGAUAUUUGGGCUAUCGGUUGCAUACUAUAUCAAAUGCUUGCGGGAAAGCCGCCUUUCAAGGCUGCCAAUGAAUAUUUGACGUUCCAAAAAGUAAUGAAGAUUCAAUAUGCAUUCACCGCAGGCUUCCCCCAAAUAGUAAAAGACUUAGUUAAAAAACUGUUGGUUAGGGAGCCGAACGAUAGAUUGAGCAUCAAGCAGAUCAAAGCGCACAUCUUCUUCCAUGAAAUAAAUUUCGAAGAUGGUUCAGUUUGGGAUGGCAAUCCACCAGAGAUACAACCAUAUAAAAUAAGUGCAGAGGCGAUGAAGCCGCUGCAAAAAGUUGCUGAACUUGAUACCACUGCCAAAAUGGCCAACCUUCAGUUGGCUAGUAACAGUCAUGCGGAUACUGCGCCACAAGCGCCAACAGUGUCCUCUCAAGAGCGUUCUGUAAUCAGCAUGACUGCUGCGACAGCCGCCUUCAGCAAAGAUUACACAGGCCAGCCCAAAUUGGGGAGCAAAUCGAGCACAUCUGUUAGAUCUGUUCCCAACAACACAGAUCGCGAAAGGACUCAGAAGAAAAAUUCAAAAGAUCGUGCAUCUCUCUCAUCUCCUUCAGUUGCCACCAUAUCAAGGGGGAAAGAUAACAUAAGUCGCUCUUCUGAUACCUUCUGGUCACGCUCUUUGCAAAAUGUGGAUGAACGUGUCUUGUUGAUGAAGGAGGUAGCGCUUUCCGUACAGAACUUAGAGGAUUUAUCUGUAGAUUUCGAGAAUGUAGCUCCAGACUACAAGAACCCUUUUGACAUCGAUCCUCCCACUAACUCAGGAAAAUUUUACAAGAAAAUGUUAGUAAUAACGAACUUAGGGAGAGGGCUUGUGUUUGUCAAGAAAAGAAGUCUCAGCAUGCGGAAAGAACAAGAAUUUGAGCUACAAUUUGAAAUACAACUGAGUGAAGUCGAGAGGAUACACUUUAGAAAUGAUCAAAUGCUAGAAAUUGACGGUUCCAAGACGAUUUUCAUAGGCUGUAAAGAGAGAGCGGUUUUAAUGAAAAUAUGGAAAUUGAUAAAUAAUGAAAUGAGUGUGAGACCCAAGGUGGCAUCGCCAAAACUGGAUCACAAAAUGUUCGAUAGGUUCAUUUUUCAAAAAAAACAAAACACAAAGCAAAAAAACCAGGCUCCUCCUGUACCUGAAUCUAACAAGCUAGUAAAUGGUCUACCAGACAGUUGCGUUUCAAAGGCUCCCGAAGAAGGCGGACUCCAUGCGAAACGUCCCACUUCGUUGCAGACUCGGUCAUCAUCCAAUUAUUCCAAAUUGCUGGCAAGAUCGACACAAAUGCGGAAGAACAUAACACGAACAAACGAAAAAUGA
Messenger RNA from Saccharomyces paradoxus, 2298 nucleotides. It is a transcript of the gene PKH1, whose product is annotated as serine/threonine protein kinase PKH1. Bases 1 to 2298 code for a protein of 765 amino acids. NCBI's taxonomy places the organism in Eukaryota, Fungi, Ascomycota, Saccharomycetes, Saccharomycetales, Saccharomycetaceae. Gene Ontology annotation, biological process: peptidyl-serine phosphorylation; intracellular signal transduction. The transcript has a single exon. The record is from RefSeq and is a predicted model, not a curated record. Gene Ontology annotation, molecular function: ATP binding; protein serine/threonine kinase activity.